Messenger RNA from Dendrobium catenatum, 627 nucleotides. RefSeq lists its product as uncharacterized. The transcript has 2 exons. Lineage: Eukaryota; Viridiplantae; Streptophyta; Magnoliopsida; Asparagales; Orchidaceae. The record is from RefSeq and is a predicted model, not a curated record. Bases 187 to 432 code for a protein of 81 amino acids.
UGGCCCACAAAUUGCCACCGGCUUGAGGGAAAUAUUCCUGCCUUGCAGUUGGCGAUCACUUCGUUCGCCAUCUCACCAACGUGCACAGAAAAAGAGCAGACACUUCUGUUUUUUCUUCGGCUUCUCGCCGGCCCUUCUCCAUCUCAUCUAAAUACGGCGGCGGAAAUAGGCGAAGUCGCCGACAAAAUGUGUCCCCUCCGGUUCAUUCUCGUGUUCCUUUCAGCCACGCUCGCCGGUUACUUCGCUUGGAAGUCGAUCCGUUCUCCCACUUCUUGCGUUGCCUUGGAAGAUCCCGACAGGGAAGAGCAUUCUGAAGGAGAAUUGAAGAAAUAUCGUAGCGUUCGCGUUGGAAGGAUGAUUGGAGAUGGCUUUUGGAUGGUUUUGGAUAUGGCGAGUGGAAGAUAUCUUUGGAGGAUUAUUAAGGAGAGGUGAUGGCCAAUGAUAAUUUAUGAAGAAUUGAGCCUGGAGUUAUCCUUCCUUUAUGGAGUUGUAAUUAGUGUUGUGUUUAUUAAGUACUGUUAGCCAAAAUUCUGUACUGUGGUAGCGGUUUUUCAUGAUUGGAAUUCUUUGUAUGCCUAUGUAUCAGUGAUUUUGAAAUGAAUGGAUGCUUUUGGUCUUGUGUUAUUA